This is a messenger RNA of Vitis riparia (riverbank grape), 834 nucleotides long. Its product is annotated as ribulose bisphosphate carboxylase small chain, chloroplastic-like. The transcript has 3 exons. The coding region runs from base 48 to 590 and encodes 180 amino acids. The record is from RefSeq and is a predicted model, not a curated record. Lineage: Eukaryota; Viridiplantae; Streptophyta; Magnoliopsida; Vitales; Vitaceae.
CACAAGUCACAAGGCAGUGGUGGUGUUAGCAAAACCCAAAAGGCGAAAUGGCUUCCUCCAUGGUCUCCUCCGCCACCGUGGCUACAAUCAACCGUGCUACCCCGGCUCAGGCCAACAUGGUGGCCCCCUUCACCGGACUCAAAUCUUUGUCGACUUUCCCUGGCACCCGAAAAGCCAACACCGACAUCACCUCCGUCGCUAGCAAUGGUGGCCGAGUUCGCUGCAUGAAGGUUUGGCCUACAGAAGGGUUGAUGAAGUUCGAGACUCUCUCAUACCUCCCACCCCUCAGCGACGAACAGCUAUGCAAGGAAGUGGAUUACCUUCUCCGCAUGAACUGGAUUCCUUGCUUGGAAUUCACCAAGCUGUACCCAUACCCCCACAGAGAGCACAACAGAUCUCCAGGAUACUACGACGGAAGGUACUGGACCAUGUGGAAGCUGCCCAUGUUCGGGUGCACUGACUCAGCCCAGGUGAUUAAGGAGGUGCAAGAAGCCAGGACCGAGUACCCUAACGCCCACAUCCGAAUCAUCGGAUUCGACAAUAACCGCCAAGUGCAAUGCAUCAGUUUCAUUGCCUACAAGCCCAGCUGAUCCUGUUUCCGCAAUAUUUGAUGUCCAUGUUUUUUCACUCUCAUGUUUAGGACCCUUGUGGAAUUUUAUUUUUUGUGUCUGUUUUUGUUUUUUCUUUGCUUAUUCGAAGUCUCCGAUGGAGUAAUGCAAUGGAAUAUUGUAUGAGGAUAUGGUGUAUCAUCAUCGUCGGAUGUUUUAAUCGUUGGUGGCCAUGUAAACGCCACCACUUUUAAUAAUACCUAUGCUCUUUGCUUUCAGCUUUAUA